AUGGCAGAAGAGAUUGUUGACAGCGAGACUGUGGAGUACUCCCAGUUGUUGUUCCCGAAAUCCACAUUGGUGAAACCGUACGUGUUUCCAUUCCUAAUAAUCUACCCGCUCUAUUACAACGUCUACAGCAAGUACUACGACGUCUAUUUUGUUGGCAGAGAGUGGACAUUCAUCUACACACUUUUGCUGGUAUCGAUACAUGCGUUGAUCUGGCUUCUGCCAAGAUGGAACUUGGGCCUCAAGGUCAAAUUCCAGUACAACAAGGUGGACUCGCUCAAUGCCGCCACUCACAUUUUGAUGAAGGCAAAGCCUUCGCAUGGUAUGAGUGAAAUCUCGAAGAUCGAAAGGGCCCCAGGCCAGAUCUCCUUCAAGUACCAGAAGAGAAAGUUCAUCUACAGCCCAAAGGCAAAGAAGUUCUCCCCACCCAUCUAUUUCGUUGACGACAAGGACUUGAAAAUAUCAGAGAUCAAGUCGGUCAGAGGCUUGACCUCCGAUAAGGUUCCAUUCUUACAAAAGCAUUACGGCUCUAAUCUUUUUGACAUCCCUGUUCCAACCUUCACUGAGUUGUUUGUUGAGCACAUGCUUGCACCUUUUUUCGUUUUCCAGUUGUUCUCCAUAUCCUUGUGGUUGAUGGACGAAAUGUGGUACCUUUCGAUCUUCUCUUUGAUCAUGCUCUUCUCCUUUGAGGCUUCCACCGUCUAUCAGAGAAAGUCCACCAUGACGGAGUUCCAGAGCAUGGGUAUCAAGCCAUACGACAUCUGGGUUUACAGAGACAAACAAUGGGAGGAAAUAAAGACAGUAGACCUGCUACCGGGAGAUAUUGUCUCUAUCAUCAGAACCCCUCAUGAAGACUUGUCCAUUCCUUGUGAUAUGCUGUUGCUCCAAGGUUCUUGUAUUGUCAACGAAGCAAUGUUGUCUGGUGAAUCGACUCCGCUUUUGAAAGAAAGCAUUGAGAACAGAGAACACGACUCCACGUUCCAGCCGGAUGGUUUGGACAAGAACUCUCUGUUGCACGGUGGUACCUCAUGUCUUCAAAUCACCGUUCCAGAAAAGCCUGUCGUUCCUCUAGCGCCAGAUAACGGUGCAUUGGCUAUUGUUACUAAGACCGGUUUUGAAACCACCCAAGGUUCCUUGGUUAGAGUCAUGAUCUUCUCCUCCGAAAGAAUGUCUGUUGCUAAUAAGGAGGCAUUCUUUUUCAUCUUGUUUUUGCUUAUCUUUGCCAUUGUUGCCGCUAGAUAUGUUUGGGUCGAAGGUACCAAAAUGGGUAGAAAGCAAUCCAAGUUGAUCCUCGACUGUAUCAUUGUUUUGACUUCUGUUGUUCCACCUGAAUUACCAAUGGAAUUGACAAUGGCUGUUAACCAAUCUUUGGCAGCUCUUGCUAAGCAUUACAUUUUCUGUACCGAACCGUUCAGAAUUCCGGUUGCAGGUAGAAUUGAUGUCUGUUGUUUUGAUAAAACCGGUACUUUAACUGCUGAAGAUUUGGUCUUCGAAGGCUUGGCCGGUCUUAAAGAUGAUGAUGUGUCCCAGUUGUCCAAGCAUGAUUCUCCAGAAGUUCCAGCCAUCACUGUUGACUUGUUAGGUGCUGUGCAUGCCUUAGUUAGAUUGGAUGAUGGUGAAGUUGUUGGAGACCCAAUGGAAAAAGAAACUGUUAAAGCCUCUGGUUGGAAAUUAGAUGAAAAGGAAAAAAACACUAUGAUUGGUCACAACAAAAAGAUCAAGACUUUAAAGAGAUUCCAAUUCUCGUCGUCUUUAAAGAGAUCAUCUGUGAUUUCUAGAAUCGAUGGCAAGGUCUUGGUCGGUUGUAAGGGUGCCCCAGAAACGAUUUCCGAAAGAUUAUCCGUCAUUCCAUCGAACUACGAAAAGACCUACAAAUACUUUACCAGAAACGGUUCCAGAGUUUUGGCUCUAGCUUACAAAUAUUUGAACAGUGAAAAGAACCUAGACAAGGUUGAAAGAAAAUCUGUUGAAUCUGACUUAAUUUUUGCGGGCUUCAUUGUUUUCCACUGUCCAAUGAAAAGUGAUGCUGUUGACACCAUUCAAAUGUUAAACCAAUCCUCCCACAGAUGUGUUAUGAUUACCGGUGAUAAUCCUUUGACUGCUUGCCAUGUUGCCCGUCAAGUUGGUAUUGUUACCAAAGACACUUUGAUUUUAGAUAAGCCUGAAAGCAAUCAUUCUGGUGAUUCGUCGCUUGAGUGGAGAAAUGUCGAAGAAACUAGAGUUAUCCCUGUUAAUAACGAUAUUACGUUCGAUAUGAAAUUUUUAAAGGAAAACGAUUUAUGUAUCACCGGUUAUGCUUUGAAUGAGCUGAUUGAUCAUCCACAAAUCAGUACUUUGAUCAGAUACACUUGGAUUUAUUCAAGAGUCUCCCCAGCUCAAAAGGAAUACAUUUUGAACACUUACAAAGGUCUCGGCUACAACACCCUUAUGUGUGGUGAUGGUACCAAUGAUGUCGGUGCCUUGAAGCAGGCAAACGUUGGUAUUGCCUUAUUGAACGGUACCGAAGAGUCUUUGAAGCAAAUUCAAGAAAACAAGAAAAUAGAAGCAUACCAAAAGAUGUAUCAGAAGCAAUGCGAGUUGAUGUCGAAAUGGAAUCAACCGCCACCAAAGAUUCCUGUUCAAAUUGCCCACUUGUACCCACCAAGUCCUUUGAAUCCAAAUUAUUUGAAAGCGCUCGAACAACACGGUACCGAAGUUACUGAUGAAAUGAGAAAACUGGCGGAAGAAGCUGCUGCUGAAUCCUCUGUUAUUGACGCUAAACCAGGCUCAAAUACAGAGAAAAUGGCUGGUAAUAUCUUAUCCAGUUUGCAAGAGGCACAAGAAGAAGAAGAGGCCCCAGUGUUGAAAUUGGGUGACGCUUCUGUUGCUGCGCCUUUCACAUCCAAGUUGGCCAAUGUCACCACAGUUGUUAACGUCAUCAGACAGGGUAGAUGCGCCUUGGUGUCGACCAUCCAGAUGUACAAGAUAUUGGCUUUGAACUGUUUAAUCUCUGCAUACUCCUUGUCCGUCUUGUACUUGGCUGGUAUCAAGUUCGGUGACGCACAGGCUACUGUUUCCGGUAUUUUGCUCUCCGUCUGUUUCAUGUCGAUUUCCAGAGGUAAGUCCCUUGACAAGUUGUCGAAGGAAAGACCACAACCUGGUAUCUUCAACAUCUACAUCAUGGGCUCGAUCUUGGGACAGUUUGCAGUCCAUCUGACUGCGUUGAUUUACAUCACCAAGGAGAUUUACAUUUUGGAGCCACGUGAGCCGCAAAUCGACCUCGACAAGACGUUCUCGCCUUCUUUGCUCAACACUGCGAUGUUUUUGAUCCAGCUCUCCCAACAGGUGAGUACCUUCACCGUCAACUACAUCGGCAGACCUUUCAGAGAGUCUAUACACGAAAACAAGGGGAUGUACUAUGGUAUCAUGGGUGUCGCCUUUUUGUGCCUCUCCGGCUCCACCGAGUUCAUGCCCGAGUUGAACCAGGCCAUGCAGUUCGUCCCUAUGGUUCCGGCCUUCAAGUUCAAGUUGACUGUUACCAUGAUUUUGGACUUCUUCAUUGCGUGGAUCAUCGAGAUCAGCUUGAAGUACUUCUUCAUGGACUUCAAGGCUGCCGACAUCGCCGACCGGGCCUACGACGACGACAGCAACGUCACCACCUCCGACGAGGAGAAGAAGACCCAGUAG
Molecule: messenger RNA, 3663 nt
Organism: Pichia membranifaciens NRRL Y-2026
Lineage: Eukaryota; Fungi; Ascomycota; Pichiomycetes; Pichiales; Pichiaceae
Exons: 1
Coding region: 1-3663 (1220 amino acids)
Biological process (GO): intracellular calcium ion homeostasis
Cellular component (GO): endoplasmic reticulum membrane
Molecular function (GO): ATP hydrolysis activity; ATP binding; P-type ion transporter activity
Source: RefSeq, a predicted model, not a curated record